CGAGUAUGCGGCACAAGGUACGAGACGACAUGCGGCAGUCUCGCGCGGCUCGUCUGGUAGUGGUUACGAGUAUGGCGAGUUGAUUGAAAGGGCGACGACGUUAGGGGCACGUUUUUCUGUACAUAACACAUAUAUACACACAUCACGUACACAUAGAAAGUAUCAGACGAUCGCUCGCGACAAUAAAACUCGCGCGAGGAAGAUUUGAUUAUUUUGUGCGAUUCGGUGAAAGAAAUUGUUGAGAGAGAGAGAGGGAGAGGGAGAGAAAGAGAGAGAUCGAGAGCAAUCCUGAAUCACUCGACGCGAGAAGCGACUUUUUUUUCGCAUUUAUUUAUCUAUCGAUUGUACACUCGUGUAUCAAAAAGGCGCCGGUGCUACUGCACACCCGCCCGCCCGGUGAUUCGCGUUCCAACUAGGAAGUGGCCUUGCCCACGUCGAAUAUACGCCGGCCGCGACACAAAUUCCCGCUUAGGGUUUGACAUCUCUAACUCAACUCCACUCCACUCCAAGAGAUCGAGUUCGACGACACAACGAGGCAUCAUACACCGUCUUAUACGUUACUCUCGGUCGACACUGAAUAUUCGCAAAAGACACAGCCGCAAGUAACGACUUGAAACGCAUCAAAGAUGAAUAAAGUAGACUAUAUGGAAGUGACCCUCCCGAAUUAUUCCUACAUCUUUAAUUUUGAAGAGACAUUCAAGCAUCACGAGACCAAACAAUGGAUGAUGAAGAACUGGACAAACGGUUUCUAUUACUGUGGAUUGUAUAUGAUUCUAAUAUUUGGCGGACAACUUUAUAUGACCAGCAGACCUAGAUUUGAACUCAGGGGAAUACUAUGUCUUUGGAAUACACUAUUGGCUACUUUUUCUAUUAUCGGUUUUACGAGAACUGCACCCGAAUUGAUUCACGUCCUUAGGCAUCACGGACUACACCAUAGCAUUUGCAUACCAAGCUUUAUCGAACAGAAUUGCGUGUCGGGCUUUUGGACAUGGAUGUUCGUGUUAUCAAAGCUACCCGAGCUCGGCGACACCAUCUUCAUCGUAUUGCGUAAACAACCGCUCAUCUUUCUACACUGGUAUCACCACAUCACCGUUUUAUUGUACUCCUGGUUUUCGUACUCGGAGUACACCGCAUCCGCACGAUGGUACGUUGUGAUGAACUACUGUGUGCAUUCGAUUAUGUACACUUACUACGCGCUCAAAGCAAUGCGGUACCGACCACCGAAAGCGAUUUCCAUGGUGAUCACCGCCCUGCAGCUCGCUCAAAUGGUGAUCGGCUGCGCCAUCAACAUAUCCGCCUACCAGUACCUGGAAAGUGGCAAAGUGGACUGUCACAUCACUCGCAUGAACAUCCGCUUCAGCUUCGCGAUGUACUUCAGCUAUUUCGUUCUGUUCGCGCAAUUCUUCCACAAGACGUACCUGGCCGGGAAGAAAGCCGACAAGAAGCAUUUCACUAACAGCGCACCCGGUCACAUCGGCUAUAACGAUAAACUCAAGGCCAACUAAGGCGGUAACCGGCACAUCCAGGGCGCCUGGGCGUCCUUCUAUUUCUUCUUCGCUCUCUUACUCUUUUUCCAUCUUCUUUCUCCUUCCCCUCCCUUCCCUUCCCCCUCUCUUUCUCUGUUUCUUUCUCACGCCGCUGGUCGACGUAGCCAUACAUCCAGGAUCUAUUUGUGCUAGGAAACAUCUUCUAACAUGACUAACGGCUUCUAGAAUUCACGCGUUCGAUGGCUAAUGAAGCUUUUUGGUGCAAUUGGUGCGACUUUUAUAAAAAUAACUCUAGUAUAUUAUUUUCUUUCCUUUUUCACUUAAAAGUUAUUUUGUUGAAUAGUAAUUAUUGGAUAUAUAAAAUUCAAAUAAAAUUGUGUUAAUUAUAUUUAAUACUGUGGUUAUUAUUAGUUAUUAUAUAAAAUUAUAAUCAUAUAACAUUAUACAAAAUAAAUUGUAUUAAUUUUAUGUAUAGAUAUUUAUUUUUCAAACACGUUUGUUCAAACAUGUCUUUAUGUCAACUUUGACUAGUAACAAAUAAAUACGUAAUUGUCAUACGUAUUUGCGAAUUAAAAUUUUUAUCGAGAAAAAUAUUCUAGGAAUAUUAUUAAUUAAUUUUUGAGUUUCCGAGAAAAUAUGGAUCCGUCAUUGCACGCAUUGGCAUCUUUGGAUGCAAAUUGUUAGAAUUGUUACUAAAAAGUUUUAAAUUACAUAGAGCCUAAAGUACACAAGACAGCUCUAAAUUUUUAGAAUGUGUAGGUACGGCUAAAUGCAUGGGGUUACUAGAGGAUGUAGAUUAAUUCUAAAAUUCAUAUACAAAAUAUCCUGUUUUAAUUUUUCCACGCGAUUUCCUUCCGAAUCUAGGGAUUAUAAAAAAAAGAAAGAAAAAAGAAGAAAAAGACAACUUACUCUGUUCACGGAGGAAACCAUCUAAUGAGCAUUACUCUGUUUCAGGUGAAGACGCCUGGGAGAUUUUUUACAUUUCCAUUUAUUUUAGAUAAAAAUCCAUAUUUUUUAUUGUACAAUUUUUUUUCUAUUCACGAAUUCAAACAACUUUUGUUUGAAACAUGUUAAAUAGUAUUUAUAUUAGAAUGCAAUUCCAAUUAGGGGGAAAAAGUGAAAAAAGUGUUUUUUUUUCUUGUAUAAAAUAUAAAUAUAAAGAGCCGUUAAGAGCUAUGCCUAUUUUGGUCGACUCUCAUUCGCAUCUAAUUCGCAGUUUUCUUAGUCACCGUGUGUAUGUGUAAAUACAAGUUUAAGUAUAUGUAUGAGCGCAGUGAACUCAAGUCCGUGGGUUUGUUAAAAUAACUGCGCGGUUCAAUCAUUCUUGCGGUGUAAGUUAAAAUAUCCUUCGAGUUUUACAAGUGGCCUCAUCUGGAAGGGUUUUCGUCAUUCGUCGAAUUCACGUGAAAUUUCACUUUUUACGCGUUUCCGUUCCUAGGGAAAAAUUACAUGAUUGAUGCCCCGACUAGAAAAUCCUCCGAACAAAAUGAAUUUCAUGUAAAACAUUUUUUGAGAGAACUAGAUUUAGAUAAAUCGGAAAGAUUAAAAUGGGACGUCUUGUAUAAGAAUCCACAGAAACAUUUGAAUUUUAAUCCUAUAGACUCUACAAACGUAUUUCUUAAACUCUUUAAAUUCUAGAAGCCGUAUAUCCUAAAAGUCCUCAUAGAUUUCGGGUGCAACACUUCUCAGGAUCCUUAUAUUUUAGGAUUCGUAAGGCAGGACUUAUGGAGCACAAAAUCCCCGAGUCCAUAGAUCCUAAGAUAUAUUUCAGGUACACGUAUUUCUAAGGAUUCUUAUAUCCUGAGAUCUACCUUAAGGACUCGUAAAACAAUGAAUUCGCGAAUUGUCAAAUUACAAAAUUUAGAAUUCAUAUUUUGCGGAAUCUCUAGAUCCUACGAUCCAUCGAUCUUAAUGUAGGUUUUUCAGGAUUCUUAGAUCGUAGGAUGCAUAGAUCCUAAUCGAGCAUCCAUAGCCAAUUAGCGUCCGCUUGUGCGCGGAAAAUAUUCUGGGAAGGAGGCUCGCUUGAGAGAAGCGAUUCUCCUUUUCAUUUUUUAUAUGUAAUUAAUAAAGAGCUACUUUUGCAUUGCUGCAGAAGCGCGCACAUCUACGCGCGUUUCUCAGGUUCGACCGGCUGUUGCACAAUUGUUAUUAUGGUUUUGUUACUAGCUAUAUCUUUUGCAAUUGAAUAUUGAUAUUAUUUAAUAAUAAUUUAUAAGACCAGA
This is a messenger RNA of Linepithema humile (Argentine ant), 3709 nucleotides long. RefSeq names its product elongation of very long chain fatty acids protein baldspot (gene Baldspot). Lineage: Eukaryota; Metazoa; Arthropoda; Insecta; Hymenoptera; Formicidae. Gene Ontology annotation, cellular component: endoplasmic reticulum membrane. Gene Ontology annotation, biological process: very long-chain fatty acid biosynthetic process; fatty acid elongation, saturated fatty acid; fatty acid elongation, monounsaturated fatty acid. Gene Ontology annotation, molecular function: fatty acid elongase activity. The record is from RefSeq and is a predicted model, not a curated record.